Molecule: messenger RNA, 1009 nt
Organism: Paramecium sonneborni
Lineage: Eukaryota; Ciliophora; Oligohymenophorea; Peniculida; Parameciidae
Source: the annotation of a GenBank genome assembly
AUGGAUUUUAUUCAAAGUAUAUUAUCAUUAAUUGGUAAUAUUGGGAUAGUGGCAUUAAUGUUAACAAUUGCAAUUUUAGGAUUGCUGUACUGGCAACAAAACUCAUUAAUAUAUUUACCAUGUUUAAAUUUGUUACUAAUUUUUAAAGCUUGUUAAGGAUUACCCUAAAGUCCUAGUUAAAAUAUGAACGGACUCAGGAAUCCAUCUGAUAGAAAUUUAUAAUACUAAGAUGUAGAGAUUGGAACCCUUGAUAGAUAAAAAUUGAAAGGAUGGUUGAUAAAAUAAUAGAAUAGUCAUAAUGUCCCUACUGUAAUUUUCUUACAUGAAAAUGCUGGAAGUAUUUCAACAAUUAAUAUUUCUUAUAGAUAUUGGUACUAGAUUGUAGUUUUUAGAAUAAUAUUUUACUCAUGUGAAAUGCAACAUAUUGAUUGUUGCUUAUAGAGGAUAUUCAGAUAGUACAGGAAAACCUUCAGAAUAGGGACUUAAAUUAGAUGGAGAAUCUAUUGUUAAUUAUUUAUUUCACAGAGAUGAUAUAGAUCCUACAAAAAUAUUUGUACAUGGUAAAUCUUUGGGUGGUGCUGUUGCUAUUCAUGCAAUGACUUAAAAUAUUGCAAGAGGAGUUAGAGGUUUAAUAUUAGAAAAUACUUUCACAUCUAUUGAUGAUAUGGUGGAUAUCAUUUUUCCUAAAUUAAAACUAUUUAAAUCUUUUCUUCUAAAGAAUCAUUGGUUGUCUAUUUAAAAAAUUGGGUAAAUUACAUAACCAAUAUUUUUUAUUUAUUGUAAAUUAUUUUGAUUUAAUUUUUAAGCUAUGAAAGAUGAAAUUGUACCAGUUUAACAUAUGGCUGCUUUAUAAAGUUCAGCCUAAAGAGCAGAAUUUAUUGAUAAAGUAUUUAAAUUUAUUAUUAAUAAGUUUGUAAUUGAGGAUGGAGAUCAUAAUACUAAUUGGUCUAGAGAACCUGAAAAAUACUUUAAUUCAAUUUAAAAUUUUAUCAAUAAAGUUAUUACAUGA